GCGACUUACAUCCACCUGUAAAUUGCGAUAUAAAAUAAACAAACCUAAUUUUCUCAACUACGAUUCAUAUUGCCGUAAUUACUAAUAUGACUAGUUUAAGUAAUGGCAUCACCAGGGAGAAAAUUUUGAAUAUAAACGACAGUCUGAGAAUUAACAAUUUGCAUAAAAAGGAACUUAACUUCAAAUUUGUAAUUAUAGGAGACUUUGGAGUAGGGAAAACAUCAAUUAUAGGAAGAUACACAGAAGGACAAUUUUCAACUUCAUAUAAGAUAACAAUUGGAGCUGAUUUUGCUAUAAAAACACUGGAGUGGGAUGAAGACAUUCGAGUCAACCUUCAUUUAUGGGAUAUAGCUGGACACGAGAGAUUUGGCAGUUUAACUGGAGUCUUUUAUAGACAUGCGGUAGCAGCUGCAAUAGUGUUUGAUUUGACACGGCCAGAGACUUACUCAUCGGCAGAAAAGUGGAUUUUAGAUCUAAGAAGAAAGGUACACUUGCCUGGAGGAUUACCAAUUCCCGUAGUUAUUUUAGCUAACAAAGGAGAUAUAACUAUUACUACACUGCCACCACAAAUAGAAGAUUUCUGCAAGGCAAAUAAUAUUUUGGCUUGGUUUAUCACAUCAGCAAAAAAUAAUCUUAACAUAGAAGAAGCUAUGAUUCGCUUAACAAAUGCUGCCAUACAGAACCAUCAUAAUUUACAGUUCCCCCUAAUAAUGGAUGAUAUUGUAAGUUUAACGAACACAUCAGAAAAUAGUGACGUCAAAAGAAAAACCUGCUGUUGAAGACUACUUUUACACACUUUUAGGAAUCUCAAAACAAAAAAAAAAUGGAUAUUAUUUAAUAUAUUUUUAUAAUAUAAAUAACAAACUACAUUUUAACAAA
Messenger RNA from Anoplophora glabripennis (Asian longhorned beetle), 879 nucleotides. Its product is annotated as ras-related protein Rab-32B. NCBI's taxonomy places the organism in Eukaryota, Metazoa, Arthropoda, Insecta, Coleoptera, Cerambycidae. The coding region runs from base 87 to 779 and encodes 230 amino acids. The record is from RefSeq and is a predicted model, not a curated record. Gene Ontology annotation, molecular function: GTPase activity; GTP binding. The transcript is spliced from 6 exons.